AAUGGAUCCCAUAUCAAAAUACAAGUCUAACAAUAUGGCAUGGAUACCCCAAACUUCAUCAGCUUCAGCAGCAGGAAAUUCACAGUCAUCACAUCAAUCUCAACAACAACAGCAACAACAACAACAACAACCUCAACAACAACAACGGUUACCAUCUACACAACUUUAUCCUUCUCCUGAAACUUCUGUUAUUCCUCCAGCGCAUCCAUCUAAACGAACUCGAAUCUCAAGAGCAUGUGAUACUUGUCGAAAAAAGAAAAUAAAAUGUGAUGUCGAUAAUUGUCACCCAUGUACAACUUGUAAACAAUAUGAUUGGGAAUGUACUUUUAAUGAUACAGCUCGAAAACGAGGACCUCCAAAAGGAUAUAUUGAAAGUUUGGAAGCGAGAUUACUUCGAAUGGAACAGUUAUUAGGUCAAAUACAGAAUGACGAUGACAAAAGUACAACACAUCAUGGCUAUGACACUAAUAUGACAACAACUUCUACAAUUGAAUCAUUACCCACUUCUUCAACAUCAUCACAAAGUCCUUCAGGUGCAAAUAGUCCUCAGUCUCCUCAUGCAUCAGUAGAAAGUGAACCAGUAACUAAUUCAAACUUACCACCCAAAGGUAAGGUUGUAAGGUUCUUAGGAAGUUCUUCUGGUUUAUAUCUUGUGAAUGACAUUUUGAAAAACAAGGACAACAGAAACAGUGAAACAACGAAUAGUAAUGGCACAUCUAUUGGAAAAACAAAUGGAACUGAUUUAACAUCAUGGUAUCAACAACAACAACAACGACAACAACAACAACAACAAUCUCAUCUUCAUUCGACUACAUCACUCCAAGCGAACAAUAACAACACCACAUCACCAUCAACAACAAAGGAAGAUGACAAUUUUACAUCACUAGAAACAAAACAAGGUACUUAUCGUUUACGGCGGAUGAACAGAUAUGAUGAUGAUUUGGUGAUGGUACGAGAUGAAACAGAAGAUGAAAGUAGAAUACAGGCAGCAGCAGCAGACGAACAAGAAACGAUGGACUCAAUUAUACCCCGUAGUAUGCUUGCUAGUCUGAUCAAGGUUUAUUUUGAAGCUCAUUGUCCCACUUUACCCAUCUUGGAUGAAGAAGAAUUUGUCAAUGCAUUCGAAGGCAAAACAAGUCCACCUCCCUCACCUCUAUUGACCUAUGCUAUUUGUUCCUAUUCUUGUUUCUUGGUGCCUUCCAAUCAUCCUAUUUUUACUCGGUCUGGUUUGGAAAGAAAUCAAAUCUUUCAUACUUUAGUGGAUCGUGCUGGACUUUUGAUUCGUACGGAAUACUUGACACCUCGGAUACAAACCAUUCAAGCUCUGAUUCUUCUAUGUGCUCAUCCAACCUAUUCAUCUGGGUCUUAUCGUAAUUGGAUUCUAGCAGGUAUGGCGGUUCGUAUGGCUCAAGAUCUCGGGCUACAUCGAUCAGUAUCAAACACGAACGCGGCUACUGAAUUGAUUGAAAAACGACGACGACUUUGGUAUUCUGUGUAUUUGACAGACAGAUGGUGUUGUUCAGUGAUGGGACGACCUCUGGCUAUUGCGGAUUCAGAUUGUGAUGUAGAUUUACCUCAAGCAGAUUGUGCGGAUGAACCUGGACGGUAUACCAUGUUUGUCAAUUUGGUCAAGCUGUCUGGUAUUUUGGGUGAGGUGCUACGACGGAUCUAUUCACCUAAAGGAAAGGCCAUGGGAUACGGUACAUCAAUUAUGGAACAAACAGUAUGGAGUCUUGAUAAAAUGCUAAAGGAAUGGUUUGAUCAAGUGCCUGCUGAAUGUCGUAUUACACAAGAUCAAUUACGGGAAAUGAAAGGAAUGGAACAUACACAACGUGACAAAUUUAGAUCUGGUGGACCUUUGACAGUAUGUUAUUAUGCUGUGGUAGUGCUUUUAUUCCGACCUUUUAUUGUCUUUGAAUGCAACAAUCAUCAUGGCAGUAGACUUUUCAAUGAAGCUCCUAAACGAUGUAUGGAUGCUGCUAAAAAUUCUAUUGAUGUGGCUCGACAUACUCCUGGUAUAGAAAUUGUACGAUACGGAUGGAAUUUUGCAGCUUAUUCUAUAUUUCAAGCAGCUUUGAUUCAUGUUUACAAUUGUACAAGUAAUGAUCCUGUUGUUGCUCAAAUGUCUCGUGAUUAUAUUCGGAUCAGUAUUGAUGAAUGUAUAGUGCCAAUGACAAAUGAUAUUCCCUAUGGACCUCCAGUGGUACAAUUUUUAGAAAAUUUGUUAUAUUUGAUGAAAGCGGAUCCAUCUGUUUAUCGUUCAUCUUCCAAUGGUGAUGGAUCAUCAUCUACGCAACCAACUUUUUCUUCUUCAACAAUACCAACAACAUCGGCAACAACGGGUUAUAGUCAGCAACAAGUACCUUCAAUGCAACAUCCUACAUCAUCAACGUCUUAUUCAACAUCUUCUUCUAAUUUUGGUGGAAUGACCAAUGAUACAACUUAUAAUACUUCGACAUCCCCAAUGAGUGUGCAUCAAAUUGUAUCCGGUAUAGAACAAACGUCCAAUACAACAACGGGAAGACCACCAUCAACACAAUCAGCACCAGUGAAUAAUAAUGGAGCAAAUCAAACUUCUGGUUCUAAUCCUGUGGAUUUAAUUACUUUGGCAUUGACUCAAGAUUCACUUUUAGGCAAUGAAUCCAACCCAAUGAUGACUCAAGCUACUUGGCAAUAUUUAUUCUCAUCUGCUGGCACACCUUUUAGUAACAAUGCAACCGGUGGAUCUGAUUUUCAAGGAUCAUGGGAAAAUAUGUUUAUGGAAAGUCAAGGAAAUGCAAAUUUUAUCCCAUAGAUUAAUGUUAUUUAGAUUAGUAUUUAUUUUUUUUUUUCAUAUAUUAAUAAAACGGGUUUUGAUGUUUG
Halteromyces radiatus is the source of this 2862-nucleotide messenger RNA. Its product is annotated as fungal-specific transcription factor domain-containing protein. The annotation marks the transcript as partial. Gene Ontology annotation, biological process: regulation of DNA-templated transcription; DNA-templated transcription. Gene Ontology annotation, molecular function: zinc ion binding; DNA-binding transcription factor activity, RNA polymerase II-specific; DNA binding. The record is from RefSeq and is a predicted model, not a curated record. The transcript has 7 exons. NCBI's taxonomy places the organism in Eukaryota, Fungi, Mucoromycota, Mucoromycetes, Mucorales, Cunninghamellaceae.